GGUAGGAGCAGAUUAUGGGCAACAGUCCUUUUUGUUAAUCUAUCAUCAUCAUGGCCCAUGAGGGCAGUUCCAAGGCUGGUGAUAGUCCUUUUUCAUCAGAUAAACAUGCCCAACUCAUCUUGUCCCAGAUCAAUAAAAUGAGAAAUGGACAGCAUUUCUGUGAUGUGCAGCUACAAGUUGGGAAGGAAACUUUUAAAGUUCAUCGACUGGUUUUGGCUGCCAGUAGUCCUUACUUUGCAGCUUUGUUCACUGGAGGAAUGAAAGAGUCUUCAAAAGAUAUUGUACAGAUUCUAGGAAUUGAAGCUGAAAUCUUUCGGAUACUUCUAGAUUUCAUUUACACAGGUGUAGUGAAUAUAAGUGUCAAUAAUGUCCAGGAGUUGAUUGUUGCAGCAGACAUGCUACAGUUGACUGAAGUUGUUAUUCUUUGCUGUGAAUUUCUGAAAGGACAAAUUGAUCCACUGAACUGCAUUGGGAUCUUUCAGUUAUCUGAGCAAAUUGCCUGCCAUGAUCUUUUGGAAUUCACAGAGAACUACAUUCAUGUUCAUUUCUUGGAGGUUCAUAGUGGGGAAGAGUUCUUGGCACUUACAAAAGAUCAGCUGAUCAAAAUUUUGCGAAGUGAAGAGCUUAACAUUGAGGAUGAAUACCAAGUCUUCUUAGCCACAAUGCAGUGGAUUCUGAAGGAUCUGGGAAAGAGAAGAAAAUAUAUGGUGGAAGUUUUAGACCCGAUUCGAUUCCCUUUAUUACCUCCUCAGAGGCUUUUAAAGUAUAUAGAAGGAGUAUCUGAUUUUAAUCUUCGUGUUGCAUUGCAAACACUUUUGAAAGAGUACUGUGAGGUGUGUAAAUCUCCCAAAGAGAACAAAUUUUGUAGUUUUCUGCAGACAUCUAAGGUUCGGCCUCGGAAGAAAGCAAGAAAAUACCUGUAUGCAGUAGGUGGAUAUACUCGGUUACAGGGAGGUCGUUGGAAUGAUAGCAGAGUCCUCAGCUGUGUAGAACGUUUUGAUACCUUUAGCCAGUACUGGACCACUGUGUCUUCACUUCAUCAGGCUCGAUGUGGGCUGGGAGUGGCAGUUCUGGGAGGGAUGGUCUACGCUAUUGGAGGUGAAAAGGAUUCGAUGAUUUUUGACUGUACUGAAUGCUAUGAUCCAGUUACUAAACAGUGGACAACUGUAGCUUCAAUGAAUCACCCCCGUUGUGGCUUGGGAGUAUGUGUGUGUUAUGGGGCUAUCUAUGCUUUGGGUGGAUGGGUUGGAGCUGAGAUAGGGAACACCAUUGAACGAUUUGAUCCUGAUGAAAAUAAAUGGGAAGUAGUUGGCAACAUGGCUGUGUCACGCUAUUACUUUGGGUGCUGUGAAAUGCAAGGUUUAAUUUAUGUAAUUGGGGGCAUCAGCACUGAAGGAAUAGAGCUUCGUUCUUUUGAAGUUUAUGAUCCACUUUCCAAGCGUUGGUCUCCACUUCCUCCAAUGGGAACCAGGAGAGCUUAUCUUGGCGUUGCUGCACUCAAUGACUGCAUCUAUUCUAUUGGAGGGUGGAAUGAGACACAAGAUGCUCUUCAUACUGUUGAAAAGUAUUCCUUUGAAGAGGAAAAGUGGGUUGAAGUUGCCUCAAUGAAAGUGCCUAGAGCAGGCAUGUGUGUUGUGGCAGUCAAUGGUCUUCUGUAUGUUUCUGGAGGUCGAUCUUCCAGCCAUGAUUUCCUGGCCUCAGGUACCUUGGACUCAGUUGAAGUUUAUAACCCUCAUUCAGAUACAUGGACAGAAAUUGGUAACAUGAUCACCAGUCGUUGUGAAGGGGGUGUUGCUGUACUAUGAAAUAUAAAGUGUAAGAGAGCACAAGGAAAUCUCCCAAGUCAAACAUAUUUGGUGAUAGGACCCUCUGAUUCUAUUGCAUUUCCAUGUAUUUGGUAGAUAAAUGACUAAAGAGUGAUUUUUCUAAAAAUUUGAGUGAGAAGGGAUAUGGAAUGUAUCCAAAAUUAAUAAAGAGCUCACGCAAAUUUGCCAACCUUA
Messenger RNA from Galeopterus variegatus (Sunda flying lemur), 2000 nucleotides. It is a transcript of the gene IPP, whose product is annotated as intracisternal A particle-promoted polypeptide. Gene Ontology annotation, molecular function: actin binding. NCBI's taxonomy places the organism in Eukaryota, Metazoa, Chordata, Mammalia, Dermoptera, Cynocephalidae. The record is from RefSeq and is a predicted model, not a curated record. The transcript is spliced from 8 exons. The coding region runs from base 51 to 1805 and encodes 584 amino acids.